Messenger RNA from Podarcis lilfordi (Lilford's wall lizard), 5451 nucleotides. Lineage: Eukaryota; Metazoa; Chordata; Lepidosauria; Squamata; Lacertidae. The record is from the annotation of a GenBank genome assembly.
AUGUAUCGGUCCACGAAGGGAGCCUCCAAGGCGCGGCGGGACCAGAUCAAUGCAGAGAUCAGGAACCUGAAAGACCUGUUGCCCAUCGCGGAAGGGGAUAAGCUGCGGCUAUCGUACCUCCACAUCAUGUCCUUGGCGUGCAUCUACACGCGGAAAUCCAUAUUCUUCUCCAAAGGUAACUAACUGCCUGACAGAUUCAGAAAGAUCCCGAGGUUCGGGGGGAAUCCAGGAAGUGCAAGGAUGCGGGGUGGGUGCGGGGACACCUGAAGUUGGGUCUUGGGUCCAGCGUCUUUCCUUCGUCCCCCUUCGGGAUGGUAGGACUCAACAGGUCUCUCUCCGUGGUGCUGAAGCACCAAUGUCUCUUAUGAGAAGAGACACGGGGAGCUGCUGUCCGUGGUCCUGAAACAGCCAGGGCGAGCUUCGCGGAGGCAGGGCAGCAACAGUUGCUGUCCCCGGUGCUGAAAUCCUAGCCUCAGCCGCAGCUAAAAAUCUGAUGCAAAGAGCUAAAAGGGUUGUCGCUGUUGUUUAAAUAAAAAUUAUGUUUGUGCUUACCAAAAUAACCGAUUUUCCCUUCUCUUCUUCCUCAACAGGAACAACUCUAGAAGGCUUGGAGAGCCUGCUUUCUUCCCAGGACUUGGAAGAUUUUAUGCAGACGCUUCCAGGCUUCCUUCUCGCAUUCACUGGAGAAGGCAAACUCAUCUAUGUGUCGGAGAAUGUUGCUGAACAUCUGGGGCACUCUAUGGUAUGUAUCUGAUCAGCUUGUGGGUGGAAAGGGAAAUGCCUUUGCUGUAAAAUGGGGAGAUUGAAUAAUCCUUGGAAUAGGUACUUAGUUAAGCAACAAUCUUUUAGUUACAUAAAUUCCUUUUAAUUCCUUUAGGCCUUGGUAGCCCUAAAAUUAAUCUUAUGCCCCUUAUAGUAUAAACAGAUAAUUUCUGUUUCAUAAUUAUUCCCUGAUGUGAUGGUAUCACUUAUUUAUCUGACCAUGAAUAUCUGUUGGACACUGGGAACUUUGUGGUGCUAGCAGCAUUUUAUAGUGCUUAAUAUGAAACCGGAUAUCUAAACCUCAUCUGAUUCUCUAUCCUGCAGGUGGAUUUGGUUGCCCAAGGAGACAGCAUCUAUGACAUCAUUGAUCCAGCAGAUCACUUUGUGAUGAGGAACCAGCUGGCAUUGACCUCUCCAAUAGAUACAAGUAGGUAUCCCUUUGUGAAACUGUGCUCAGUGACAUGUGAGGAGGAGGAGGAAAUGUAGCUGUGCAAUGACUCUAAAGUAGAGAGACGGCAGAUUAAAAGUUGGCCUGCAAGUCCUAGAAUAGAUGAUGCCCAGCAGGACUUAAUUCAAGCAAGAAACCUUCUUUUCAUAAUAUUCACUUAGCCCUAGAGCAUGUGAAAGAAUAGCAGAAGUGAGAGUGCAUAUAGUAGCUGAGCAAGCACCUGCACUUUGGGUCUUAGAGGAGGGAUAGGGAACCUGUAAGCCCCACCCCCAAAUGCUGCUGGACUCAAACUCCCAUAAGCCUCAAGAAGCAUGCCCAAUGGUGAGAAUGAUGAGAGUUGUAGUUCAUCAAGAACUGGAGGGCUGCAAAUUGCCCAUCCCUGGCUCAGGGCUUGAUCCAGAAAUGUUCAAACCCCAUUGCUUCCCCCCCCCCCCAAAAAAAGCUCAACACUGAAGCCUAGAAAUGCAAUGCCAUGUAGAAAUUACAAUAACUUGCCUAAACCUCAGAGCCAAUGAGAGUAGAACUGUCUCAUGUUUUAGGCUUGAGAGUAGCUUAACAGUGCGACUAUGUCAACUGGCGGAUAUUUCUGUGGCUCCUCUAACUCAUCAGUGCUCUUUUCUUUACUUUUUACAAAAACACCAGGCCGACUUUUCCGCUGCCAUUUCAACACAUCCAAGACAAUUCGGAGGCAAAGUUCCGGGAACAAGCUGGUCCUUAUCCGAGGGAGGUUCCACCAGCCCCCACCCGGCUCUUACUGGUCCACUAAUCCUGUAUUCACUGCUUUCUGCACUCCUCUGGACCCCAAGCCCAGAAUCAGCCAGAAUUCUUUCUUCUUGACUUAUUUUGAGAGUCGCCACACAAAAGACUUGGCCAUUGUGGACAUCUCUGAAAGGUGAGCAUGUGUUCUGGGAAUAGGGAAUCUUGGGACCUUGGAGGGGAUUGGAAAAGUUUGAGGAAGGGCCUUGAAUUGACUAGUGAGAGCCACAAUGUUGACAAUGGGAGCUGCCUGUCUAGCAUGGGGUGGUGGGUGGUGAACUGUUUUUGUUGAGCAAUAUAAACCAUUACAAUCCAAAGUGCUCAUCUCUCUCUUCCCAACUUUGCUGUUUUCUAGUGUGAUCUUCCAUUUGGGCUUUGAGAAAAGUGAGCUGUUUUGCAAGUCAUGGUAUAGCCUGAUUCAUCCAGAAGAUCUCAGCCAUGCGUCAACCCAGCAUUACAGGCUGUGUAAGUAUCUUGUCCCUUCUAUUGCCCAAGUUUCCCACCACAUUUGCUGAUUUGCAGAGCUGUUUCCUUGGAUGGGACCAUUGAUCUAAUCUUUUCUGAUGUGCUCCUUUUCCCCAGUGGGUGACACAAGUGAAACUCAAGCUGAAAUGGUUGUUCGGCUCCAAACCAAAGAUGGCAAGGAUUGGAUAUGGACCUAUUCACUGCUCCACAUGGAGAAUGCUGAUGUUCCUAUCACCUCCCACAACUAUAUAAUCAGGUAAAUACCAAGAGACUUGUCUCUGGCUGUAGGUGGGUGGCUCUGAGACCUACCUUGCUUCUUAAUCAGUUUAGUAGUGGGUAGAAAUGUUGAGACUUCCCUUCCAUCACUUCUUGCCUUCUGUAGGCCACAAGCAGGAGUGUUCAUGUGCCAUCUAAAGGGCAACUUUUGGUCCUCGAGGAAGCACAGGCAGGGAGGGGGAUGUGCCUAGGAUUGUUAAAAGACUUUACUAAGCCCAGCAAGUUGGGAAUAAGAAAGGCCACAACAGUGCAAGGUGUAUUCAGCACUGCCACUGCUUCUCUGAUGGACGGUGCCUCAUGGUCGAUCUGUUUGUAUCUCUUAAUGGCACCCAAUGAAUUUGCCUUUAUAUAUUUUUUAAAGGCCAUCUAUUUAAAUGACUGGCCCUACAUUACUCACCACCAUUAAUUUUAAUAGGUAGGCUCUGAGUAUGGUGAACAUUGGGUACAAGCCAUGGAAGUUGCUUCUGGGUGAAUAGUAACAAAAAUAAGCCACAGGAGUAGAAUAAAUAAAAUGUGCUCAGGAUCAAGCAGCGGUACAGGAUCAGAAGGAACUGGUGGCUGGGAAUAAGGCCUUUGUUUUUAAAAGGUUAUUGUCAUUUGUACAUUAGGAAUUCAUUGGGUUUCAGAAGCAAAAAAGCAAGAAAGAAAAGAGAGACAGGGAUGAAUGUGUCAAGUGCAGUUAUUAUCUCUGCUUUGUUGAAGCUGGGGUUCCCCUGGGUGCUCAUCUCACUCCCCCUUCCUUUGCUUUUCACAGUGAUUCUGAAGCCUGGUCUCUCAAGCAGCAGCUCUCAGCAGAAGAAACCCAGGUGGCCUAUGUCCUCGGAAGUGCACCAGCUUUCCUGGAAGGCCUCCUCUCUCCGGGGCAACUUUCCAGCCCUGACCAAGUCUUCACACCUGUAGCUGCCACCCCGACCAGCACCAUUCUUGCGCCGUCAUUUGACUUCGGCACCACUGGUGGAGCAGAAUGCCCCUCUGCCUUCACAGAGACCAGCGCUUCUAGUCUGCCCCAGGAGGAGGCGGAGCCUAGAAAUAUCUCCUCCGUGGAGGAGCCCACCCCAGGCUCCAGCCUCAGCCUACUCGACAAAGGCCCAGCAUUCAGCUACGUGGUCUUCCCGACAGACUACGAACAGACCUUAAGACGAGACAACCUUAGCGGCUCCUCCUCCAAAGACUUUGUCUGCACCCCUCCAUAUACCCCACACCAGGGCUGUGCCUUUCUCUUUGGAGCCCAGGAGACUUAUGCUCCAAGCACCAUCCCUACUGCCUUGCCUCCUGUGACCACUACCCCGCCUGCUGCUGCCGCUGCCGCCGCUCCUGCCACCACUGUUCCUACCACCACCACCUCUGAGCUGUUCUACACCCAGGACCAAUGCAGUGCUCUCUAUGAGAAGCUACCACCUACCCCGGACAGCCCUGGUAAUGGGGACUGUACCGUCAUGACCUUGCCUGAGAUCAGAGGUCCCCUCUAUAUCGAUGUGCCCAUGGUGCCCGAGGGGAUCCUGACUCCAGAGGCCUCGCCCAUCAAGCAGACAUUCUUCAGAUAUUCUGAAAAAGAGAAGGGUGAGAUCGAACUCCUGGCAAAGCAGAUCAGCAGCCUGGCUGAGGCUUUCAGCUCUGUUGCUCCCAGAGAGCUCGUCAAGAGCAGCUAUGUCACCCUCGGCGAUUCUGCACUGGGCGCUGGCCCCGAACUGUGCCUGGACUUCCAGCCUUCCAAGAACUGGAGGAGCAUUGACUUCUCCUUAUUGGCCUGCCCAGAGGAAGACCUCUUAGAAGAGGAUGCUCUCGAGACCCUUCUCCAAGACCUGUCCACCUCUCUGUUUGAGAAAGGUGGGGCGGGUGUGAGGUGCCCUCACCACCAGUUCUGCGGUGGGAAUGUCAGUAGUCCAAUCGGCUUGGACACCGAAGAUAGUAACCAAGGGGCCUUGGCUGCCUCUCCCAGCAUGGACCUGCCUCCAGAAGAGCGAUGCUUUUUGGAAGAACUGGCCUCCUAUGAAACAGCCUUUGAGACACGUGCCUCAAACUCUCCCUGUGAUGGGUUAGAUGAGUUGUAUCAACUCCAGAGCCACAUGCAAGAAGGCUUCCAUGAAGGUAAGACUGGGGAUCAGGCUUGGGAGGGGGCAACUGUGUAGCUUAGGGAAAGGCUGCAGUUCACUGGCAGAGCACCUUCUUUGCAUGCAGAAGGGGUCUCUUCUGGUAGAGUUUGGAAAGACUCCUGUCUGAAACCCUGGAGACCUGCUGCUAUUCAGUUUCCAGGGUUUCUACCAAACUUGGGUCUCCAGCUGUUUUUGGACUACAACUCCCACCAUCCCUAACUAGCAGCACCAGUGGUCAGGGAUGAUGGAGGCCGUAGUCCAAAAAUAGCUGGAGAUCGAAGUUUGGGGAAACCUGGUUUAGAUGAUAGGCCAAUGGCUUGACUAUGUCAAAGGCCUCUUCCUGUAGUCCUAAGAUUGUGGCAAAAGUCAAAUAAAGUAAAGCCACAACUUAGCAAUAAUUGCCAGGUAGGGAGUCAGCACUGUCAAUACUCUGGUUCUUCUGUGACCACGUUACACAAUUUUAUUUUGGUGCAAAAUCCCAUCCCCUGAGAAUAUUUUGAAAAUGGGUCUCUAGCCCCUGGGCUUUUCAAAUAUGAUUCUGAAAGUAUGUCAGGAUAGUCUCGAGGGAGGUUUUCCUGUCCACUAACCAACCACGUCUUUCCUUUGUUCCCUUCUCCCACAGAUGGAAGCGAAAGUGACCCUUCGUUUUGA